UCUUUGUUAAACGAACGGGGGAGACAACUCAUCACGCAUAUCCGCCAGCCAUCGGUUUGAGAUUGUUUGGCAACCAGCAAAUCGGGACACGAUGGCAGAGCAGCAGGUUACCGAAAGUACGGCCACGACGACCCGACUGCCGAGGGUGACGAUACAGUUUUGUACGCAGUGCAAGUGGAUGUUGAGGGCUGCUUAUUUCGCCCAAGAGCUCCUAUCAACCUUCUCAACCUCCCUAGGCGAAGUUGCCCUCCAGCCGUCAACCGGAGGUGUAUUCAUCGUCGAGAUCACCACCUCUUCUCCCGCUACUACUACUGAAGCCGGGAGUAGCGAUCAAGUCAAGCUUCUGACGAAAAUCCUCUGGGACAGGAAGACCGACGGUGGAUUCCCCGAAACAAAAGAGCUCAAGAGACGCGUGAGGGACGUUAUCGAUCCCGGGAGGGGGUUGGGGCACGUGGACAGGGAUUAUUCCAAGCCCAAAUCUGGUGAGGGAGAGGACAAGGGAGAGGAGGGGGUAGAGAAGGGGAAAGAAGAAAAGAAAGUCGAGGAGGAGGGAAAGGUGUGCACCAUUGAGGGGAAGGAGAAUUGUGAGGAUUGUCAGUAGGUGGUGGUAGUUAUCAGUUAUUCUUGGAAUAUAGUCCCUCAAAUGAACACUAGUCAACAAUCGUCUAGUAAAAAGAGGCUGGGCCGUAGCAUGUCUACAACAUUGAAGGAAGUGGC
Messenger RNA from Podospora pseudocomata, 717 nucleotides. RefSeq lists its product as uncharacterized. Lineage: Eukaryota; Fungi; Ascomycota; Sordariomycetes; Sordariales; Podosporaceae. The transcript has 2 exons. Bases 92 to 601 code for a protein of 169 amino acids. The record is from RefSeq and is a predicted model, not a curated record.